This is a messenger RNA of Stereum hirsutum FP-91666 SS1, 1041 nucleotides long. RefSeq lists its product as uncharacterized. Bases 1 to 1041 code for a protein of 346 amino acids. The transcript has 5 exons. The record is from RefSeq and is a predicted model, not a curated record. NCBI's taxonomy places the organism in Eukaryota, Fungi, Basidiomycota, Agaricomycetes, Russulales, Stereaceae.
AUGUCUACCUCUCCAGCCCAACCGGCGCCCGAGCUCUCUUCUCGGAAGCGAAAAAAAGUCUCUGGUCUCACCUCGUUCAAACUGUCUAUGAUGUACGAGUAUAUCCAGAAGAUCCGGAGUGGAGUCGCCGACCUGCCAGACGACGACGACGAUCUUCAACAUGACUUGGAGAGAGUCCUAGAGAAGGUACAGGCAAAGUUGAACACACCGAAGGUAGUCUUUGGCACUGUACGGGUUCCUGCUCUCGUCUCACCUGCUCGACAGCACACCCCCUUCUCCACUGUCAACACGGAACUAUUGAACCACCCGGCCGGCGAGCUUUCACUCAGAAAUGAUAUUUCGGGACGGGUCGAGCAAUCAAAGCUCCUAGGUGCAGACAAAUUCAUGUCAUCGACGACUAUGCACUCUCUGCUUCAGCUUCUUGAAGACCAUACGAUUCUAUCCACUGAAGCGUCCGCACGCCUCUGGAUCGAUGUCUUUAUGUAUCGCGCCACCGCUAUGGUCGACAAAAGCAAACAUUUAUUUUUAAACCUCGAAUAUACUGUCCUCAAUGAAAAUAUGUCUGCGACUGAGUCAUCUCAACACACGCUCGGUGGUACUCUCGACUACUUGGUACUCCUCGUCGGGCAAGACGAAAUUGAGAAUUAUCGUUAUCCGCGAAGUAUGCCAUAUCUCAAGAACUCGGGACCCGGCUUCUUCGUUGUGGAGGCCAAGGUUCAUUCGUCUUUCUUAAUGGACCACAUGCCCCAGGCAGUUGCAGACAUGAUAACCUGUGCCAAGUCUUUGACACGGACCCAUCUUCGCGGGGCACUGACAAACGGACAGUUUUGGAUUUUCGUCAUCGUCGCCAACAAUCCGGAAUGCCCUGGCGGAAGUUACUACUUCUCCCAAGCCAUUCGGUUGGAGAGGAAUAAAGCAGCGAUUGACGAGGAGUCGGCCAAUAAGAUCUCCGGGAUUCUCGCUGACUGGAUUGAACGUUCUUUUGAUGACAUCGGGGAAGACGACUGGUUCAUUUUAAAGAGAUAUAAUGAGAAAAAUUGA